CAAUAUUUAUUGCAUACAAAACUGUGAAUACCCGCUUCGGUCGGCGUCGAUUUGCCGAAUUGCGGGCGUGUUGCUGUUGCAUCGAGUGAAAUCGAGUCGUAGGUCAGCCUGACAACGGAAUGAACGAUCGUCACACCCUACAAAAUGACGUAGGAAAACCAUCUGGGCCAAAGAAGCGUCGUUCUCUAUUUGAAUUGAGAAGAGAUCGUUUUGACGAUCAGACUGAUACGAUGAGUAAGAAAGAAUCAUUAAAAAAUGGUUCAAAUUGUGGUCCGGUUAAGGUAGGCCUCAAAACACAGAGAAAAAGCACUUCUUCAAGUUCUCCGAGUUCUCAGAGUUCCCGGAGCAAUCAUAGUUCUCCUGUAGGAGAUGAAGGAGUUGAAUUUCUUCGACACAGAGGAGGAUCUCUGUCUCCUAAUCUUUACCCAGAUCUUGACGAAUUCAAGGAAGUCAACGAUAAGCUUGAUAUAUACAGAUCGACUUCCAACGCCAAUCGGUCUAGAGAUACUUCAAGCUCCAGUAUCGGUUCUAAGCCGUCGAAUGAUCGUUUUUCUCCAAAAUUUACCCCCGAAUCAAAAAAAUAUCCGAAACGGAAUGAAGACAAACAAUCGAAUACGUUCAUGCGUGCCUUUCUAGUUGUUUUUUUUUUGUUAGCGAUAGUUGGGUAUUCUUAUCUUCCGCAUUCGCAAAAUAGCAACGCUAAGGUCGACUCUGAUGUAUUCGACGAUGUGAAUUCAAAGAUAAAUGACAUAGUAAAACUUUUUCCAUCACAAGACGAAGGUAUUUGGUCAUAUUUCACGGCUGGCAUAGCAGAAGUAAAAAAUAAAAUGCACAGACCUGCGAUAUUUUUACUAUUGGCAAGUAACGAUGAUACUACAGCCAUUUGCUUAGCUAAAAAGGUGGCCGAAGUAACUCGAUCUACUCUUGGAGGUACCGGCAACGCAAUACUAGGUCCGGGUCAGCUGGAAAAUGAUAUUGACAAAGUAUUCAAAUUGAUAAAAGAGCAAGUCACGAGAACCAAAACUGUGAUUCUUUUGGACUUGCUGAACCUUCAACCACAGGCUAUUAGGGCAUUGCACGAUAUAUGCGAUCCGGACAAUCCACUGGUCGAGGAGGCUGUAUAUCUGAUUAUUAUGAAAUCAGAGUUAUACAAAGAAUCUGAAAAAUUGGUUGCUUUUGCCGAGCAGCAACUUAACAAUAGUUUUUUAAGUGUUAUAAGUCAGGAUAUAUUGCGUCCAUUAAUUACCAGGAUCACUGCAGGCGCGGUACUACCUGUUAGGGCAGAAAAGAAUUUACCGUGUUCAAAAUACGAUAUGUCAUAGCUUGACGGUGCUCACCGAUAUUUGUACAUAUUUAACAAUGUGAUGCUUAACAUGUGAUUCUUCCGUGAUCAUUAUUUAUAGUCUUUGUUGAUAAUAUUCAACCAUAAAAUCUUAUACGUAUUGUCGCUUUUAUCAAAUUUUUUUUUAAAUCAUCCCAAGUGCCGAGAAUUAGUUCUACACAUUAAAUUUGUAAUUAUUUCAAGUAUUAAUACCAUAAUAUAAGUAAUUGGAGA
Diprion similis is the source of this 1555-nucleotide messenger RNA. RefSeq lists its product as uncharacterized. Gene Ontology annotation, cellular component: membrane. The record is from RefSeq and is a predicted model, not a curated record. The coding region runs from base 120 to 1322 and encodes 400 amino acids. NCBI's taxonomy places the organism in Eukaryota, Metazoa, Arthropoda, Insecta, Hymenoptera, Diprionidae. Gene Ontology annotation, biological process: membrane organization. Gene Ontology annotation, molecular function: ATPase activator activity. The transcript has 3 exons.